UCAACCCAACUAGAGUUUAUGUGACGCCGGGCCCGCAACUUGCUUUGGCCAGCAACUAUCUUUCUUUCCCUAUCACUUCGCCUUCUUUCCUUUGUCCCUGCCCCUGCGCCCCGGUCGGACAUUGUCCAUAGGGGCUCUAAUUCUCGUCCGUCACCUUUUCCGUCACCACCCUGGAAGCCGCAUCAGCACGAAUGGCAGCUAGGGACCGCUUUGGUGCCUACGCUGACCUAGGCCUAACUCCGCUGCAACGAGCUAUUCGUCAUGCUUGCGAUAUCUCUCACUACGAACCCAAUCUUGCCCUGAACCUCGAAGUCGCGGACUUGAUCAACUCCAAGAAAGGCAAUGCUCCCCGUGAAGCAGCACUGGAGAUUGUCCGUCUAAUCAACUCCCGGAACCAAAAUGUCUCCUUACUGGCGUUGGCUCUCCUUGACAUCUGUGUUAAGAAUUGCGGAUACCCUUUCCACCUUCAAAUCAGCACCAAGGAGUUUCUGAAUGAGCUCGUCCGACGGUUUCCCGAGAGGCCGGCGUUGCGCCCCUCGAGAGUUCAACAUCGUAUUCUGGAGUCGAUUGAGGAAUGGAGGCAGACUAUCUGUCAGACGUCGAGAUACAAGGAGGAUUUGGGACAUAUUCGGGACAUGCACCGCCUUCUGCUCUAUAAGGGCUACGUCUUCCCUGAAAUUCGAAACGAGGAUGCUGCAGUUCUGAAUCCCAGUGACAAUCUUCGCUCCGCUGAGGAGAUGGAGGAAGAAGAGAGAGAGGCUCAGUCGGCGAAGCUCCAGGAAUUAAUUCGUCGAGGCACACCGGCAGAUUUACAAGAAGCGAACCGAUUGAUGAAGGUGAUGGCCGGAUAUGACAAUCGACACAAAACCGACUACCGGGCUAAGGCGGCAGAGGAGGUCGCUAAAGUGCAACAGAAGGCCAAGAUCCUGGAGGAGAUGUUACAGAGCCAGCAGCCAGGAGAACGAAUUGCAGAAGGUGAUGUGUUCGAGGAGCUUGCCAAUGCUUUACAAAGUGCCCACCCUAAGAUUCAGAAAAUGUGCGAGGAGGAGUCCGACGAUCCAGAGGCUGUUCACAAAUUGUUGGAAAUCAACGACAGCAUACACCGCACCAUUGAACGGUACAAACUUGUCAAGAAGGGCGAUUUGGAGGCUGCAUCGAAGAUUCCAAAGGGCACUCUAGGAACAACGACCGGUGUUUCGAAAAACGCGAACAAUGAAUUGUCCCUCAUCGAUUUCGAUCCAGAGCCGAGCUCAAACGGCAAUGCCUCGCAACCGGCGGGCGGCAGUUCUCUCGAGAAUGAUCUACUUGGCCUCUCAAUAGACGAACCAGCCCCCACUGGAGGCAUCUCCCUAGGACCUGGACCUGGACCUGUGACCCCAAUACCUUCUUCUACACCUCCCGUACAGCAGGCCCCUUCGGCAUUCAAACCCAAUUAUGAUAUCCUAUCUUCGUUGAAUUCAUCCCGCCCUGCAUCUCAAUCAUCUUCGCCUGCACCCGCAGCGAUGCGGCCACAGAGCACCACAGCUACUCCACCUCCGUCCGACCCUUUCGCCUCGCUGGUAUCUGCCAGCUCCCGACACCCAAGUCCGUUCCCUUCGGGAGUCUCCAGUCAACAGCCCGCAUCAGCUGGGCCUUCCCUCCUCGAUCUGGCAGGAGCCAGUUCGUCGCAGCCCCCAGCUGGCAACACGAAAGCGGCCGAGGAGGACGAGUGGGAUUUCACGUCCUCUCUCCCAGAAAGUAACACUCUCCCAACCACGAAUCGUGUGCAGGUGUUGAACUCGUCGUUGCGGGUGGAAUUCGUGGCGCGGCGGCAACCCCAGCAGGCCCGGCAGAUUCACAUGGUGGCCUUGUUUUCCAAUGGCACCAACCAGCCACUAAGCGAGUUGCAUUUCCAAGUUGCUGUGGAGAAGGCAUACAAUUUGCAGCUUCGGCCCCAAUCAGGGCGAGAUAUUGCACCUCUCCAGGUGAACGGAGUCCAGCAGGAAAUGUUGGUGAGUGGCGUGGAAUCGGGCAAGGGUAAUUCGAUUAAGAUGCGGUUCAAGGUUUCGUACCGGGUGGGCAACGAACAAAAGGAGGAACAGGGAAUGGUGCCUUCGUUGGGAAUUGCUUAGAGAGAGAAUACAUUCGAGAGGUGAGGGCGAACUUGGUUCGUUUCUCCUUAGUUCUGUCCGUGUUGUUCAGUUCUCCAGCCUACAUUCUUGUCUAUACCUGACCAACUUUCU
Aspergillus pseudotamarii is the source of this 2222-nucleotide messenger RNA. Its product is annotated as VHS domain protein. The transcript has 8 exons. Gene Ontology annotation, cellular component: trans-Golgi network. Gene Ontology annotation, biological process: Golgi to vacuole transport; Golgi to endosome transport; protein transport to vacuole involved in ubiquitin-dependent protein catabolic process via the multivesicular body sorting pathway. Gene Ontology annotation, molecular function: phosphatidylinositol binding; ubiquitin binding. Bases 192 to 2111 code for a protein of 639 amino acids. NCBI's taxonomy places the organism in Eukaryota, Fungi, Ascomycota, Eurotiomycetes, Eurotiales, Aspergillaceae. The record is from RefSeq and is a predicted model, not a curated record.